Molecule: messenger RNA, 1737 nt
Organism: Ornithodoros turicata
Lineage: Eukaryota; Metazoa; Arthropoda; Arachnida; Ixodida; Argasidae
Gene: MESR3
Exons: 3
Coding region: 319-1062 (247 amino acids)
Biological process (GO): regulation of transcription by RNA polymerase II
Cellular component (GO): nucleus
Molecular function (GO): DNA-binding transcription factor activity, RNA polymerase II-specific; RNA polymerase II cis-regulatory region sequence-specific DNA binding
Source: RefSeq, a predicted model, not a curated record
CCUGUGGAAUUGUGGGACAGCUGCGUCUGCUUUGGUUCGCGUCGUCUGUUGUACAGCCUGCAAACGCCGUGCGCCAAACAAGUUGGUUGGUUGUUAGUGUCGCCUUCUGGCUCUAGAAAGGGUUUCCUUUGGAUUUUUGGGACGGAUUGCUAAAAGUGCGACGGAAUUUACAGUACAUUACAAUCAAGAUCUUCCGCAGGACGGUCUUGCACGUGACCCUGCAAUGUAACUGAAGAGACAGGUCCUGCGGGAUGACGACGAAAGACACAGACCAGGACUAGCCAACCUCUGUUCCGCUUCAUUCACACCACACACACAAUGGACAUCGACGAAGCAAUCUACUGCACGUCCGAGAUCAUCAAGUACUCCCAGAAAUCCGGCAUAGAUAAGAUCACCACCAAAUACGACACCGUGGGUUCACUCGCCAAGGAUCUGGACGACACCGGCCGUUUGGGAGAGUACGAGGUAGACCAGGUGGAAGCGUGCUUCAAGAGCCACAAGACCUUCGUCUAUGCGUGUCGCUGCCUCGCCAACCUCUACAUGACGAACGUAGAUUCUAGUGGACACCCCGACAAGUGGGACUUGGCCAGGACUGGUGUCCCCGUGCUGAUCCUCGACAAAGGUGAGACAAGGGCCAGGACGAGACGUAUGGUCCACAUCGUACUCGCAGAACGGGGCACAGGGUUCGCCCUCUGGAAAGACAUCAUCGACAACCUGAGCAGCUACCAAAAGCCUGCUGUCACUUUUCACACGAUGCACCUGUCGUCGGAUCAUCGAAGGAUGGCUGGUCUCAGCUUUGACGUCGCUGACGCAGCGCAAGAGUUCUGGGACAAAGUGGAAGAACUGACGUCGGAUCCGCUGAAUAUCAGCCUCUCCGUGCCGAAGAGCAACCAGAAGGGACUGAAGAAAAGGAAGAGCAAGGAUGAUAAGAGGAAAUCAUUGCCGAGGAAGAGCGAUAUCUCUUUACCGUGCUGCUUCCAGCAUGUCACCAGCGUGGGGAGCUCGGACAAGGAGCGGUUCUAUUCGCUGUCCAUGUUGGGACCGGAGACUGAGAUCGACUGAGUGGGUUUGUGCCAGCGUUACGUUGUGUGGCGGCAGUCGGGAUUGCUUUUCUUUUAAAGUCGAGUCAACGAACGACAAGAGUGCUUUGUGGCCUUUGAAAGUGUCGCUUUUAGGAAUAUGUGUUGCCCAGGAGGACAACUCCUUCAGCAACGUCAUGGAAGUGACACAUGGCCAGUGAAUGUGACGCUGCGAUUAACUUUCUAUUGCACAAUUAAGUGGAAGCUGACGUUUGCAAAGCGAAUACAAACUUGGUGUCAAUGUGCAUAUACUUCGAGGUUGUUUUAGACUGAUCCGCCGCGUCUAUAGUAUUGCCGAAUCUGAUUGGUCCUUGUGAGGAAUGUUGCGUACAUUUUGUUUUCUUUGUGUUUUAAAAGACUAUAAUCAUCGGACAUCAGCUCUGGGAUUAGUAAUAGUAGGAAUUUCAUUCACAAAAGGAUCCAUGAAUGGUAUACUAUGUAGGGUACUUAACACGUGUAAUGUUGAGCAGAAUCACUCAAAUUUUUAUCAGCCGUUCAUGAUCAGAAGCGUUGUCAUACAGUUUAUCUUGCUGGCAGCUGCAUGUGUAAAUAUAUCUAUGACGUGCCUUUUUUCCCACAUGGAAGUGUGACGUGGUAUCGCCGAUUUUGUUUACCUGUACAUUCUUGUAUGUGCAUAAAUUUUAUAGUACGUCCCUGC